AAUUUAGAAUGGAACAACCACAACCACCUUCUGCGAAGAAAGGGAAAACAUUGUUAUCCUUUUUCAGAAAGAGAGAUCGUCAGACUAGUGAAAGUACUUCAAGCGUGCAAAAUCAAUCUAGUGAAUUUAGAUCAAUUGCUUCUAUGCAUCAAUUUCAAUGGUCUUCUUGUAUUGAGUAGGAACCGGGAAAAAGAAAGCAAAUUUGUGAAUAUCCCGUUAAUGCAUGGGAUGAAGAUUUAAUGAAUCCCCACUUGAAUUGUGUGAGAAUGGCAAAAGACUUAAUGAAUCCGUAUCAACAUAUUGAAAGGGUAAUUCAUUCACAAACAAAAGAGGAAUCUCAAAAAAAUCGUUUGCGCCUAAGGGCUUCAGUUAUAGCUGUCCGGUUGCUAGCACUCCAAGGUUGUGCCUUUAGAGGUCAUGGUGAAUCUUUAUCUCAAAUGCUGAAGGCUUUUGCACAAUUGGGUAUAGAAGUUGAUAAAGUUGUAUUAGAUAAUGCUCCGAAAAAAUGCUCAGUACAUUGCUCCAAAUAUUCAAAAAGAUAUUUUACACAUUAUGGCCAACAGAGUACGACAGAUGGUUCGUGAGGAUAUUAGAGACGAAUGUUUUUGUAUUCUUAUAGAUGAAACAAAAGAUAAUAUAACCGAGAGCAAUUGGUUAUUAUUUUGAGGUUUGUGAAUAGUCGUGGUAUUUUGAUAGAACGUUUUUUUGCAAUCAAAAGCGUUAGUAACACUACAUUAUUGAACCUAAAAAAUGAGAUAUCCGAUAUUCUUAUUCGGCACGACCUUCAGUUUAGCAAAAUGAGAGGUCAAGGAUAUGAUGGUGCUAAUGAUAUGCGUGGUACUUGGAAUGAACUUCAAGCAUUAUUUCUUAGAGAUUAUCCAUAUGCAUACUAUGUUCACUGCUUUGCUCACAGGUUAACACUAGCAUUGAUUUCUGCAGCUAAGGAUGUCAGUGUUAUUUGGGAAUUCUUUUCUCAUUUGGAUAAUGUUAUCAAAAUUAUUAAUUAUUCUUCUCAGUGCAUUAGUGAGUUGCAGAGUGCUCAAAGAAAAGAAGUUGAGCAUAUGUUGAGUAUUGGAGAGCAUGAGUCUGGAAGUGGAGCCAAUCAAAUAGGUAAUUUGCAACGCGCUGGAGCAACACGUUGGGGUUCUCAUUAUGAUUCUGUAAAAAGUAUCAUAAACAUGUACUCUGCAACUUGCAAGGUGCUUGAAUAUCUUAAAGUCCAUUGUCCAAAAGCAAGUUCUCGAGCUGAAGUUCGUGGCGCUUACAGGCACUUUGCAUGUUUUGAAUUUGUGUUCAACUUGCUUUUAAUGCAUAGAAUUAUGAGAAUAACUGAUGUUCUUUGUCAAACCCUUCAGAAAAAAUCUCUAGACAUUUUGGUUGCUAUGAGAUAUGUUUCUACUGCAAAACAUAUCCUUCAAGAACUGAGAGAAGAAGGUUGGGAAGAGUUUCUUCAGGAAGUAAAAGGUUUUUGUUCAACACACAACAUUUGCGUACCGAACUUAGAUUCUUCGUAUCUGAUUGGUCGUUGUAGUGAUGAGACUACAUUUGAGCACCAUUAUCACUUCGAUGUUUUCAAUGAAGCAAUAGAUUUCGUAUUGAUGGAAUUAAGUACACGAUUUAAUGAUAAAUCAAUAGAACUCCUUUCUCUCAGUGUGGCUUUGGAUCCUAAAAAUUCAUUUGAAUCAUUCAAUAGUGAUGAUAUUUGUACGCUUGCAAAGAAGUUCUAUCCUGAAGAUUUUAGCAGUCAAGAUAUUCUUGCUUUAGAAUAUGAGUUGCGGUAUUAUGUUCAGGAUGUGAUUCCUGAACAAAAGUUUCAAGUAUCUACACUUGCUGAAUUGUGCCAGGAAUUAAUCGAGAGUGGAAGGUCAGAUACAUACAUUAUGAUAACUAGAUUGAUUCGUCUUGUAUUGACAUUACCUGUUUCUACUGCAACUACUGAGCGGGCAUUUUCAACAAUGAAACUUUUGAAGACGGCACUUCGUAACAAAAUGGAGGAUGAUUUCCUUGCUGAUUGUAUGUCACUCUACAUUGAAAGAGAACUUGCUCUCACAAUAGAUGUAGAUUCUGUUGUAGAUGAAUUUUUUGUUUCAAAAGCUCGUCGAGCACAAGUUUAGUGAAAAUUUGUUGUACUGACUUUUUGGUUACAUAAGAAUUUUAUUACAUUAACUUUUUAAAAUUUCAGCCUCCCCAACAUAGAUUCAUGGAUCUGCCCUUGUGUGUAAUUACUGUUACAAGAAAACAAGUUGAUCAUAGUAGAUUGUCCAAUUUUAUUGGUAAAAUUUGGUUUGCUUAUGUGUUUUUGAUAUCUAAUUUUCCUAUAUAAUCAGAGAGUAUUAGAGUUUAGACGAGCUUAUUAAGUUUAAUUUGUUUCUACCUUUGGAAAUUAAUGAGUUCCAAGAGCUAUACUAUUAUAAUUGGAAUUUAGCAUUGGAUUGUUACAAGAUAGGAUAAGGGCUUAUAAGAUUUUACAAACUAUAAAAAAAGAAUUAUACAUAUAAAUAAAAGUUAUAAAACUGUUCAAAGUAGAGCUAAAAAUGAGCUGAUAUUAUGGAAAAAAAAAAACUAAUUAAUAAAAAACUUAUAAAAAAUAAAAACUUCGUUUCAUAUAGAAGGGAAAAAAACAUAGUGUGGAGAAGAAUAGUGACGUGAUAGAGCAUUUUGCUUGUAAUAGUAAAAAGGAAAAUAUUAAAGAAAAUAAAUAAAGUUGAAUUUACAAACUAUUGAUGAGGCAAAUAAGUGAAAUGAACCUAAAUUAACUCCUUACUACUUUGGAUUGUCACAAUAAUAGCAAGUAAAACAAGAGGAACCGAGACCAUAAUCAACAAUAAUUGUAAGAAUUGAGAGUUUACAAACCAAUAGACAUUUUCAAGAUAAGAAGGUUGUUUUUCUUAUCACACACUUAUGAUGCUUUAUCUUCCUUGCUUGUUAAUGUUUAUCUUGAUAGACAAAGUUCUCUUUCUAUUCAAGACCAUCUUAUAACCUCAUGUUAGAAUAAAAAGUAAUAGUCAAGAUAUUGAAGUUGUAUAGUGUCAAUCAUUUCCAUUUUCUCCAAAUAGCUUCAAACUUGUUGAACUUUGUAUAGUUCUAUACAUGUUUUUAUGACUCUAAUGUCUCAAUAUAUCUUGGUUUUUAUUGAUACAUUGUCAACCAUAGUUUGGGCUUCUAGUCUUCUAUAGCUUAUUCACAUUCAUGGUAUCUUGUUCACCCAUGUGCUAAUUGGAUACUUGUAUUCUCUAAUUUUAACAAUGUUAAAAAAAAAAGGGCUCACAUUUGACAGUAAAGAAAAGUUUCAAGUCUUUAACAUGGAUAAGAAAUUGAAAUCUCAAAUUUCUUCUUUGAGUUCCAUCUAGUUUUAACUGCAUGUCUAAAUAAUAAUAUCUUUUACAUAUCAUGUUUGAUUGUUUGUAUAUUGUAACAUACUCAUGUAUUUAUUCCUGUAAAAGUCAAAGAAUAUUGUAUUGUAUUUUUUCCUUGUAUUUUACUAUAGAAGGCAUACAACGGGUAUAAAUAAGUUAUUUAACUGACCUAAAAAGGUAAAAAUCAACUAUGGAAAACUUAAAGAGUAUAUAAAAGAUCUAUAAAAUAUUCUCAAAAUAUUCUAACUUAGUACCAAAUUUUUGGAGAUAUAUUUUUUGUUUUUUUUAAUGGGGGAGAAGAAGUCUAAGUUAGGGCCUUUUGGACCCACCUCUUUUGAGUAAACUCCCUUGAGACUAGCAAGCAACCUGACCCUAUUAGUCUUUGAAUAAGAACAAAUUGUCCAAGUAGAUUACAGCCUCAAUUUGGCUGGCUGUAGUGCUCAUAAUUUUCUUCUAAAGGCAUCCUUAGGACUUCAAUCUAACGCGAUAUGCUUACACCAUCAGCACACACUUUGCAUGCAUCUUCUCCACUUAACUAACAUGUGGGGUUAAUAUAUCAGUAUCCUAAGAUUAAAUGUUUAAGAAAAUUUAAGGCACGUAUGCAUUAUUGCACUCAAUAUUCAAUACUCAUUGUUGGUGACAUGUAGAUUUCUCUCUGUUCUGCAGUGAGCCAACCAAAGUGCUUUAUUGCUAACUUGACUGGUUUUACUACACUAAGUAUUCCUUCAGAAACAAUGAGGGAGAUUAGAUUUAGGCUCCUUUGAUUGAGAUUUUUUUUUCAAUAUUUAGAGUUGAUGAAUAUGGAUAUUUAGAUGUAGUUGUAGUAAAAGUUGAAGUCAUUGCAGAAGGGUUAAAAUUUUGGAACAGUAGUGAGAUUUGAAGAAUAGAAGACAAGGCUGGGUAAUGGUACAAAGAGAAGCUGAAUGUUUAUUGCUCACAGACUCAACUUUGAUAUGCUUCCACUCCAUAAUGACAAUAUAAGCUCAAAAUAAAUGAGUUCUACUCAAUUUGAAGAUUGAUUAUGUGUCCAUUUUUAUCCUCCGUCAGUGCUAAUUUCAAUCUACCAGAGCUCCUGGAACUAUCAUCUAGAGCUGGAAAAUAUUCUUGUUUCUCCAUCUCUUCUGGUGGCUUAACUCUAACUGAGGACUUGUCUGCUAGAAAUGACCCUGUCAGCUCUUCGUCAGGUUUCAUGCAAUGCAGUUUCUCAGACAGGUGAUGAAGACUAGAAUAAGCUUCAGUGAAAUGUGUCUGAAGGAGGCUGUUCUGGGUUUCAACAUUCUGGUUUAGAUCUUGAAUCCUAUUCAACUUGUCGUCCACUGUCAAAUUGUUUGUGCCAUCAACUAGACCUGACUUUUCGUCUUCCAAGGUCUGAAUUUUUUCUUGAAGACCAUCAGUUUUUCUCCUUAACCCGUGUACAAGAGCAGUCUCAGAUGAAACUGCACUUUCCAGGUUAAUGACCUUAUUUGCAAGGUCAUCAUUCUUCUCUUCCAUUUCUUUCACAGUCAAAAAUUCUUUGGAAUCCACCUCCGAAUGCUCUAUAGUCUUCUCUAUCAACAUGUCCAAUUCUUGGCCCUCAUUGGUGACACUGCCUACUUUUGAGUUCAAGAUUUGUGGUUUUCCUCCCGUGUUUGCAGAUUCAUAUUUGUUAUUUGGAUUUUCUUCAUCAGCUUGUUGAUCUGGAUUAAAUUUGUGCUUGGAGGAGUUCAGUUUUUCCCAAGCAUUCUCAAUCCUUUUGAAAUCUGCCCCUGAACCUUUGGUUGUUUUCUCUUGUUUCUGCUGCCACUGAGCCAAUGUCUCUUGACAUGAUUGCAAAGCUGCUUUUGCCUUUAAAAUCCAAGCUUCAUCAUCCUCAAUGACCUUUCCCUCACUGAAUUCUUCUUGUAAGCUGAACACUCUCUCUUGCAAUUCUGAGAUCCAGUUCUCAAUUUCCCAGUACUUUGCAAGCCCACCUUCAUAAGAGCUCUUCUCAAACUCCUCCUCAGUUUGCAGGAUUAAGAUUUCUUUCUGAAGCUUGUUAAUCUCUUCAACUGUCUCAGACUUGCUUGAACCAGUUUUAGGAGCAAUCUUAUUUGAUGCUUUUGAUGACUUUGCAGCCUCCUGUUUCUUUGAGGAUGUUGUUUGGAGACCAUUCAAAUCUCUCCUGUGAAAACUUGGAACCUUGAGCACAUUACUUGCCAAGGACUUUGGAAUAUUCUUUGAUACUCUAGGAGAACCAUAACCGUCUUCUUCAUCCAUUGCAAACUGGACUCUUUCAGGGAAAACAGUAGCAAUGGUGGUGUUGGCGUGUUGCAAUUCUGUGGAUAUGUGGUCAUAUCGCUCAGCCAAGGCUUGAUAAGCUUGGUGCAUUUUGGACCCUCCAUUUUGAAAACCAAGGCAAAGAAGGAAAAGAAGAAAGGAGAGAAAGCCAGCCAAUCUGCAACCAUCAUUCUAUGGACAGUCAUGGCGCUGUCUGGCUUUGCAAGGGUGGCACUUACAUCUACAAAAUGCUGUAUCUUCCCAUUUGAUGAUAGCUUCACAACCCCUUCUUUAGCCCGCCUUUCAAUAUGCCUUGAAUAAUGCCCACAUAGAUUGGUUGUCCAUGCCAGUAAUUCCAGUUAGCUUUCAAAUGCUCAAUUUAGUGUCACUUCUAAUUUCAUUUUACCUCUCUCUUUUUAACUUUUGAGUUUUGAUUAAUUAACAAUGUAGGAUGAAUAAUUUUAUUUUGAGCCUA
Diospyros lotus (date-plum) is the source of this 6066-nucleotide messenger RNA. RefSeq lists its product as uncharacterized. The record is from RefSeq and is a predicted model, not a curated record. Bases 798 to 2114 code for a protein of 438 amino acids. NCBI's taxonomy places the organism in Eukaryota, Viridiplantae, Streptophyta, Magnoliopsida, Ericales, Ebenaceae. Gene Ontology annotation, molecular function: protein dimerization activity. The transcript is spliced from 3 exons.